UCCACCAAAGUCCCAAUGUUCAGAGGGCAUCAGCAUCAGCGGCAGUUUGAGCUAAUCUCCGUCCAACACAUCUCCUAUCCCGGCGUUAUCAUAGCGAUUCUCACGCACCCUACACACCGGUCAGCGAGACGCCGCAUCCGCACAACACAUGGUAGCGAGCGGUUGCUAGAUAAGGCCACCACCACACCAACCGAGACCACUGUGCAGCACCGCACUGUUGUUGUGUUGAGGUUUUCCAUUCACGUUGGAUGACACGCUCACAGAGACAGCACACAGAGACAGCACUCAAGCACAGAGACCUCUCGCUUGAACCCGCACCGGAGGCGCCACUGGAAGCCGAUGGUCGAAAAGCGAGAGAGAGAGAGAGCGACAGACCGUGACACUUACAGCCAUGUCUGGAUAGGUGGUGGCCCUGGUUGGAACAGUAUGUUUUGCUGUGUACGCGGUACCCGCCCGCAUGGCUUCUCAGUGCGCCGCCAUUAUUCAGUGAGUGACAGUGCGCGAGUGCGUACGCGCGCGGCUUCAUCUGUCCGCCACAUAUCGACAAAAACCGACAACAGAACGAGGUCGGCUGUGUGUUAGAAGUGUUCUGUGUGUGUGUAUAUGUGUGUGUAGAAAAUCCAUUCCACCCCCACAGUGUUAUAGAGCAACGUGUUGCAUGUGUAAAGCCUGAAGUGUGACACUCGUUUCCAGCAAUUCCACCCAUCUCUCGACAAAAGACCACCUGUUUCUUGAGUAAAAGUAACGGUAUGGCCAUGGGGGGUAGUAUACCCCUGCGCACGGUGACACUCUGCCUGGGCACACUGGUUGCUGUGGUCGCACUGCUCCAGUCACCGGUCCCGGUCACCGCCAGCCAGGUCAAGGGCGCCAGCCCGAUCGAUGCGCUGCGCAACCGGUACCUACAGCAGGAGCGCCGGGCCUGGACGAUCGUCAACCAGAUCGACGCGGUCGACAACCAGCUCGAGCAGGACGCGACCCAGCAGCGUGCGACCGUGAUGCGCGAGCUGGUCGACAUCUAUCUGCGGUUCGCCGAGACGGAGCUGGAGCCGGAGGACCGGGGCGAGUACCAGCUGCUCGCCCGGCUCGCCGAGUGGCAUCUGCUCGAGCAGAACCUGCUGACGAUCAACAAGCUGUUCGAGGCGGUGUACAACUUUCUGCGCAACAAUGCGCCCCGCUUCGCGGAGCAGGCCGAAUUUGCACCGGAGGAGAUCGACCAGCAAGGGGGCGGCACCAUCCACAGCAACGAUCUGCGGCUGCUCACGAUCGAUCUGGCGGAGACGAUACUGUUCGACAAGCGGCAGCCGGUCGCGGCACAGCUCGACCAGAUCUACACGAUCAUGGUCCGGCAGGCACUCUACUAUCGCGCCAGCAUGACGGCAAGAAGCGUCCUCUGCAGCUUCGGGCUGUCACCCCAGCAGCUCAUCUACGUGCUGUACGAAUCGAUAGCAACGACCGAGCUGAAGGGCUACAUCAUGAUGCAGUUCUCCUACAUGCUGCUCAAAACCCAGGGCCAAGGUAACUUUACGGUGGAGUCGCAGGCCCGUCGGAACGAGCUGCAGACCCGGCUCGCCCGCACCCAGCAGCUGGUAAGGAACGUGAUGAACCAGACGAGCGGCGAGUACUGGCGGUGCGAUCCGGACCGCGGGGCGCACCGCGAGAACGUCACGUACGUGCAGUUCACCCGCCUGGUGCAGGGCUACGUCGAGAACGAGGUCGACAUGACGACGGACAACACGUGCCGGGAAACGUGCUCGCACUACAAGUACGGGCACGAGCAGCACCAGUGCUACAAGGAACUGUACUGCUCCCAGCAGCCCAAGUGUGCCGGCCGCAUCUACGACUGCGAGUACAUCGACUCGGACAUGUGGAUCUGCCCGGCGGCACCGGGCGGCACCCGGCGCUACGAGUACAUCGAGUACGAGAACGGGGAGUUGCGCGGCCGCAAGCAGAGCUGCCCGCGCGGCUCCACCAAGGUCGACUCCUGGUGGCGCUGGCUGUUCUGGCACUGUAGCUACUGCUUCUGCUACUGCGACGAUGCCGGCCGCCACUCCGAUCGCUACGUCAGCCUGCGCGAAUCCGUCUCGAACAUGGAGCAGAACCGUGUGGUAACCGGGCUGCGCUUUGUGAAGCGCCGCCAGAUGGUGCACCUGAUCGUGCAGCAGGGGCUGCUGCUGCCCGGGGGCGAGAUCGCCAACAGCACGCUCGAGUGGGUCGUGCCGAAACCGUUCACCCACACGGACAAGGGCGUGCGGGACGGGCACGACUACCACACACUGUCGUACGAUCGGCGCGCGAUCGACCUGGACGACGUGCACGUACCGCCCGGCUACGUGGUGACCGGCGUCCAGUUCCGCGUGCUCGGCGCCCGGCUCAACCUGCUGCUGCGCAUGACCGAGAUGAACUUUACCGCCGGCAAGCUGGUCGGGCUGGACGCGUCCAUCUGGAGCGGCAGCUUAGAGACGGAACGGACCGAAAUCCCGCUCAAGUACAUGGACGUGCCGACGCUCGCACCGGCCAAAUCGGUCCCCAUGUCCACCCAGAACCAGUACCUGCGCUUCGGGCCGACGGGCGGCCGGGCGGACGCCGCCCAGACGACCAUCCCGUUCCUGGACGCGCAGCCGGUCAGCCCGGUGCGGCCGACGCCGCUCGCCGGCGCCGGCCUCAUGUACAAGGGCGUCCCGAAGUACGGCGGCUUUGUCGCGCCCAAGAUCAUGACGUACAACUUCGGUGCGCACAUCCAGGACCCGACCGACGAUUGGUUUGCGGCGGAGCUGGAAGCACGCAGCGGUGCUGCUGCCGGCGCCGGCAGCGACAGCGGCUAGUCGAAAUUAAUGCUACGAAGAGAUAAAAUAAAACAAAACAAAAAAAAAGAAAUACCAACUGCCGACGCCGCCUCCCCAGACACAGAGAUGCAGAAAAAAGUAUGUCUCGUGCGGGGGUUUCAGCAAUGCCUGAAGGCUCUCCACCACCCCACCAGCGGGGAUGGAUAGUUCAGCUCGUUCAGCGAGCCAGUUUACCAAAAGUAGCAAAGCAAACUAAAGGCAAAAGUCAAAAGUAACAACAACAAAAACUCCCAAUGGUAGUAAUACAUCCGAAACCGGAUACUUAUAGCGAGUGAGAGCGAGCCAGAAAUAUCCGCGCUCUGCUAGAUAAGCAAAGUCCCCUAAAAAAAAAACAUGUAAUCUGUAAACGGUCGAAACAAAUAAAUUGGAACGGGGGAAAACCCAACCAAACACA
Messenger RNA from Anopheles merus, 3237 nucleotides. RefSeq lists its product as uncharacterized. The record is from RefSeq and is a predicted model, not a curated record. The coding region runs from base 750 to 2822 and encodes 690 amino acids. The transcript has 6 exons. Lineage: Eukaryota; Metazoa; Arthropoda; Insecta; Diptera; Culicidae.